UGGUUUUGUUGCGAAUCAGCUGACAUGCAACCGUAGUAAAUGUUAACAUAAUGUGAUGAAAUCGGUUCAGCAAAAUCGUGUCUUAUGGUGGUGGGCUGAAAAAAGGGAAACAGUAUAGCAAGUUGAAAAGCCGCCAUGAAGAAAAACAAAUGACUAUUUCGACAGCACAACCAAGCCGUCAAGGGAUUUUAAAUGGUUGAGGGUAACUGAGGAAACUGGGCACUCGAUCUGACACCGAGGCUGAAGGCUCAGGUCACGAGAGGCGCCCUGUUCUUGUACCCUUGAGCAAGCAUUCAACGAGCCUUGGGAGGAUUUCAUGAAGUGAUCGUGGUCAGAACAUUCAGUUCUCAUUUGACUCUGUGCGAUGGAUCCCUUGGGUGCCCGCUCACAGUUCGUGGAUGUCCAGACGCUGCACCGGUGGGACCAAUCACAGGAUCAGGAUGGGGCUGAGGUGGAUGGGCCACCUAGUGGCAAAACACGCACCCACAAAGGCAGCUUCGCCAACUGGCAAGGGGUCUUUUCAUCACCCUUUCCUUUUCGUGAAGACAUCAACAGGAAGAUCAUUCUGUUCAAUGGCGAUAUGGCCCUGAUGAACUGCACAGCCAUCGUCAACACGAGUAACGAGACUUUGUCGGACAAGAACCCCGUGUCGGACAGCAUCCACAGGCAUGCAGGGCCAGAGCUGAGGGAGGAGCUGCUUAAGCUGAAGGGUUGCCGCACUGGUGAGGCCAAGAUGACAAAAGGCUUCAACUUAGCAGCGAGAUUUAUCAUCCACACCGUGGGGCCAAAGUAUAAAGCCAAGUACAGGACAGCAGCUGAGAGCUCCCUGUAUGGCUGUUACAGGAACGUCCUGCAGCUCACCAAGGAGCAGUGCAUGGAAUCGGUGGCCCUGUGUAUCAUUAGCACGGCGAAGAGGGCAUACCCGCUGGAGGAUGCCACGCACAUCGCCCUCAGGACAGUCCGUAGGUUUCUGGAGAACCAUGGAGAAUACCUGGAGACGGUGGUGUUUGUGGUGACGCCAGUCGAGGAGCCAGUGUACAGGAAGCUGCUGCCACUUUACUUCCCGCGCUCAGAAGCAGAGGAACAGUCCAGCCUGCCCCUCAUCCCAGCAGACAUUGGGAAUGCAGAGGGAGAACCUGUGGUUCCGGAGAGGAGGAUCCGCAUCUCCGAGAAGCCAGGCAGCUUGGAAGAUGACUCUGAGUCCUUGGACCCCAUGUUGGGGUCGGUGGGCAGCCACUCCUUUGCCCGCAUGGAGGGUGACGUUGACAAACACCGGCGCCUCAUCCUGCAGGGACACAUGUCUGAGGCUGCACUCCAGAAGCAGCAUCAGAGGAAUUAUAAUCGCUGGCUGGGCAGGGCCCGAGCUGAGGACCUGUCUGACAUUGCUGCACUCAAAGCGCUGUACCAGACUGGGGUGGACCUGUGUGGGCGCACUGUCAUGGUUGUGGUGGGCAGGAACAUUCCCGUGACACUGAUAGACAUGGAGAAGGCCCUGCUCUACUUCAUCCAUGUCAUGGACCACAUCGCAGCCAAGGACUACGUGAUGGUGUACUUUCAUACACUCACUGCCGAGCACAACCACCCAGACUCUGACUUCCUCAAGCAACUCUGUGACAUCGUGGACAUCAAGUUCAAACGAAACCUGAAGGCCUUCUACUUUGUGCACCCCACAUUCCGCUCCAAGGUGUCCAACUGGUUCUUCACUACCUUCAGCGUACCAGGUCUGAAGGAGAAGCUCCACCACAUUGAGAACCUGCAGCAGCUCUUCACCUGCAUCCUGCCUGAGCAAAUUGACAUCCCACCCUUCGUCCUGGAGUAUGAUGCUCAGAUGAAUGGGCCGUACCGAGCCUCCGAAGCCUCUGGACUGUGAGCUGCACUUCUCUGCUCUCAUACCUGCUGUGAAGGACCUGGGGAGCAUUUCUGCCAGAUGCUAUGUGUACCUCAUGAUGGAAACCCAGCCCCCGGGUGUGGCUUGACUCUCAGUACUGGUGCAUCAGAGCUGCAGACCCCCGCUUUGUGCCAAAGUCCCUUUUGCCCCGAUGUCUCUCGGAAUCUUCUUAUUGGUCAUUGUUCCAGAUAAUCUUUGCAAAAAGAGAUGAAAUGUGACACCAAUGUUUUUUUUGUCCCUGAAUAUACUUAUCCAUUCUAAACUGUUGGCACUGUGUGUCUUGGAUUAGCUGAUCUUCUCUUGUUCUCCAAUUGUUACCUGAUGUCAUUGAGGAGGAGGGUCAGUGCUGUGGACCUGUCGCUCAAAGCUCAUUUCACUACAUUUUGGGUAUGCUGUAUUGCAGCUUUGGACCGGAUUGGUAUCCUGCGAAGCACAGAGCUUUCUCUCGCUCUCUUCCUCACACACACACAUAUACAUCUCAGCCUUUGUUAUUUGGGCAUGUCUCUAUAGGUUUAUAAGUGGAAAGGCUGUGAGUUAUUUAUUCAUAUAAUUGCAACCAAAUUGCUGUAAUUUCCUCACCCAUGAUGCCACCACACUGGGAUUGGUUGUGAAAUGUUUGCCUCCUAGUUCCAAAAAUAACACCCCAGCCUUUGCUCAAAGCCAAUCUGUUGUAAGAUGAGACAGUGUUGGUCUCUGUUAUGAGUUCACAGUAAUUAAAUGCUAUUUAGGGGGCCUGCAGGUGAUUUUUCCCCCCUUUUUCUCCCAGUUAAAAUUUUUAUAAUUAUUUUUUUUCUGAAAUUAAUUUGGACUGUAUCCAGUCUUAUUUUUGCUUAUAUAUCAUUUAAAUUUGAGGUGAUCAGAUUACUGAAUAGUGUUUUUUUUAGUGUUAAGAAUAAACAUGAAUUAACAUGAAGUUGCAAUCACCACACAUUAAGUAUGCUUUUCCUGGCACCUGGGAGAUUCCUCAGAGCAGUGCGUCAAUAUUCAUCUCCCUGUUCCACUUCAGAGCAAACUCUUUAUAUAGGUAAUGCUGUUUCCAGACUAGCUACUAAUAAUGCCAAUUUGGAAGUGAAAUCUCCCUGUUAUGAAGAGAAUAUAUUUAUAGUUUGAAAAGCAGAACCAAAGGCUUGGACAAUUAAAAUAAAACAAUUCAAAAUA
Paramormyrops kingsleyae is the source of this 3046-nucleotide messenger RNA. RefSeq names its product ganglioside induced differentiation associated protein 2 (gene gdap2). The record is from RefSeq and is a predicted model, not a curated record. NCBI's taxonomy places the organism in Eukaryota, Metazoa, Chordata, Actinopteri, Osteoglossiformes, Mormyridae.